Cucurbita maxima (winter squash) is the source of this 1914-nucleotide messenger RNA. RefSeq names its product sterol 3-beta-glucosyltransferase UGT80A2-like. NCBI's taxonomy places the organism in Eukaryota, Viridiplantae, Streptophyta, Magnoliopsida, Cucurbitales, Cucurbitaceae. Bases 36 to 1727 code for a protein of 563 amino acids. Gene Ontology annotation, molecular function: hexosyltransferase activity; UDP-glycosyltransferase activity. The record is from RefSeq and is a predicted model, not a curated record. The transcript is spliced from 14 exons. Gene Ontology annotation, biological process: carbohydrate metabolic process.
UCGUCAAUCGUCGUCGUCGUCGGCGGCGGCGGCGGAUGAAUAUGGAGGGAUUUGGGGUUCCUCUUCAUCGUCAAACCAGGCCUCCAGCUAAUAGCCUCCAUGUGGAGAUACCUUCAGACAGUUCGGAAUCAGUCUCAUGUGAGCACCGCCUUCAAAGAUCAAAAACCGAGACGCAGAGACGCAAAACCAUAUUGGCUGCAGAUGCCCUUCAAAUAUACGAUAAUAAAAUCCCCAUUCAUCACAAGUUCAAAUUGUUGCAAAGAGUAUCCACCGUGAAGGAUGAUGGAAGUGUUGAGUUUGAAGUUGAAGGAGACAUCGAAUCCGAAUCGAUUAAUGUUGAAUCUGAUGAACCCCUGGAUGAAGCUGAGUUUGAGUAUAUAAGGCCUAUGCAAAUUGUAAUGCUCAUUGUAGGAACCCGGGGAGAUGUGCAGCCAUUUAUUCCAAUCGCCAAGCGUUUGCAGGAUUACGGUCAUCGUGUUAGAUUAGCUACUCAUCCAAAUUUCAAGGAGUUUGUGUUGAUGGCUGGCUUAGAAUUUUAUCCUUUAGGAGGCGAUCCUAAACUGCUUGCAUCUUAUAUGGUAAGAAAUAAAGGGUUCUUGCCCUCUGGGCCUUCUGAGAUACUCACUCAAAGAAACCAUAUGAAGGAAAUUAUUUACUCCCUUCUUCCAGCUUGCAAACAACCUGAUGUGGACACUGGUAUUCCCUUUCAAGCAGAUGCGAUCAUUGCCAACCGUACAGCAUAUGGGCAUACACACGUUGCAGAGGGACUUAAGGUGCCACUUCAUAUAUUCUUUACCAUGCCAUGGACGCCAACUACUGAGUUUCCACAUCCAUUAUCCCGUGUGAAACAACCGGCAGGGUAUAGGAUUUCAUAUCAAAUCGUUGAUUCCUUGAUUUGGCUUGGCGUGCGGGAUAUCAUUAAUGAUUUCAGGAAAAAGAAGCUGAACAUACGGCCUGUAACAUAUUUAAGUACUUCACGAUUCUCUGAAUCUGAUGUGCCACAUGCUUAUUUGUGGAGUCCCUACCUUGUUCCUAAACCAAAAGAUUGGGGGCCUAAGAUUGAUGUUGUUGGAUAUUGCUUCCUUGACCUUGCAUCAAAUUAUGAACCCCCUGAGUCAAUGGUGAAAUGGCUUGAAGCUGGGGACAGCCCUAUUUAUUUUGGUUUUGGUAGCCUUCCUGUACAAGAGCCUGAUAAGAUGACACAAAUUAUCAUACAAGCAUUGGAAAGAACUGGACAGCGGGGUAUCAUUAACGAAGGGUGGGGUGGCCUCGGGAGGUUCGCAGAACCCAAGGACUUCGUAUAUUUGUUAGACAAUUGCCCUCAUGAUUGGCUUUUUCUCAAAUGCAAGGCUGUGGUGCAUCAUGGUGGUGCUGGAACAACAGCUGCUGGCCUUAAAGCUGCGUGCCCAACUACAGUUGUUCCUUUCUUUGGUGACCAACCUUUCUGGGGGGAUAGAGUACAUGCCAGAGGGGUCGGCCCUCCACCUAUCCCGGUUGACGAGUUCUCGCUUCCAAGAUUGGUGAAUGCUAUAAACUAUAUGCUCGAUCCCAAGGUAAAAAGGCAGGCUGUCGAGCUUGCAAAGGUUCUUGAGAAUGAGGACGGGGUCGAAGGAGCUGUGAGAGCAUUCUUCAAGCAACUUAGAUGGAGGAAACCCGAGCCAGAGCCUGAACUUGAACCUCAGAGGUCAAGUCUUUUGUUUAUAAGAAAAUGUUUUGGUUGUUCUUGAAUCUUGGAUAGUGGCGAUUCUCAAUUCACUUUGCAAGGACCAUUUUUUGCUGAUCUUGUGAAGUUUAUCAUCGUUACAUAAUAACAUUAUUUGUAUAAAUUGUUGUAAAGGCUGAAGCUAAACUCUUGAAUGUGUGUAUUGUCAAUCAGAAAAAAGAACAAAUAAAGCUCACAAGAAUAUGUAUAAA